Messenger RNA from Megalobrama amblycephala (Wuchang bream), 1455 nucleotides. It is a transcript of the gene ndufs8a, whose product is annotated as NADH:ubiquinone oxidoreductase core subunit S8a. Lineage: Eukaryota; Metazoa; Chordata; Actinopteri; Cypriniformes; Xenocyprididae. Gene Ontology annotation, cellular component: membrane. Gene Ontology annotation, molecular function: NADH dehydrogenase activity; 4 iron, 4 sulfur cluster binding. The coding region runs from base 118 to 750 and encodes 210 amino acids. Gene Ontology annotation, biological process: mitochondrial electron transport, NADH to ubiquinone; mitochondrial respiratory chain complex I assembly. The transcript is spliced from 7 exons. The record is from RefSeq and is a predicted model, not a curated record.
UCCGUCUUAUAUUUUGUAAGAAAAUCUCACUUCCGGUGUUCUGCAUGUGCAUUUCCUUAAUCGUCCGCUGUUCUGGUUGAGAAGGCCAAAUAGCGACUGUCCGUGCACUUCACAGAGAUGUCUGCGGCGUUACGUGUGGUCUACACCGUAUCCAGGCCAGGGUCAUUUCUGGCCAGUCAAAAUCUUGCACGUCCUCUCAGCCUGUCCGCACACAGAGCAGGGAUUAAGUAUGUCAAUAAUCAGGAAGAAGCCACAGAUAUGAAGUCCAUCACGGACCGUGCGGCUCAGACUCUUCUGUGGACAGAGCUGUUCAGAGGUUUGGGAAUGACCAUGAGCUAUCUUUUCCGUGAACCUGCCACAAUCAACUACCCAUUCGAGAAGGGCCCUCUGUCGCCCCGUUUCCGUGGCGAACAUGCGCUGCGCAGGUACCCCUCUGGAGAGGAGCGAUGCAUUGCAUGUAAACUUUGUGAGGCCAUUUGCCCAGCCCAGGCUAUCACAAUUGAGGCAGAACCUCGUGCGGACGGCAGCAGGAGGACAACGCGCUAUGACAUAGACAUGACCAAAUGCAUCUACUGUGGCUUUUGCCAGGAGGCCUGUCCUGUGGAUGCCAUUGUAGAGGGCCCCAACUUUGAGUUCUCCACAGAGACUCAUGAGGAACUGCUUUAUAACAAGGAGAAGCUCCUCAACAAUGGAGACAAAUGGGAGGCUGAGAUCGCUGCCAACAUUCAAGCUGACUAUCUAUACAGAUAAACAUACUUCAUGGACUGUCUCAUCUCAACACCGUGACAAUAUAAUCUUCAACAUGCUCUCUUACCACUAAUCACAGUUUCAAUUGCAUAAGGAGGAUUUGGUUUUAGACAGUUACAGUUGUGCUGAACUCACCUUUCCAAAGCCCAGGGACUGACUUUUUUUUUUUUUUAAGAUGCACAUACUUUUUGAUUUCUUUCAACGUGGGCAUACAUAUAGAUGCUCAGUUCUGAUAUCAAGUUCACACAUUCAAAUCUAAAAAAUACAGCAGCCUUAAAGUGGUGCCUCCCAGUAAAACAUUUCUUUGUACAUCAACAACUGUCAUUUUGACCUUGAACAUUCAACACAGCCUCACCAUCACACAGAAACGGUUGAGGUAAAUUGUGUAAUAAAGUGUCUAAUGGCAGGAUAAACAAAUUGUUCUUGAAAACCACAAAGGAUGACGCACUACUUUGAGGCCAAAGUUAUAUUCUCAUUUUGCGCCAGUCGAUCCAUCCUCUCCAUUUUCUCCCUUCCUCCUUUCAUGUUUUGACCAUCCAGUGAGUUUAAAUGAAGAAAGAGUUGUAACAAACAAAAGCACUUCAGCAAGUGUUGAGUUUCUCACAUUAUAUCCUUACAGGUAAAACAUUUUAUUGUCCUUGUGAGAACUGUACAAAGACUAAAUACUUGUGGAACGUAUAUAAUAAAUUAAUGCUCUGUCAAAAUCUU